GUCAGCCGGUUCUGUGCCCAAAUCGCCACUACUGCCCGGAAGGCAGCGCCGAGCCUUUGCCCUGUCCACCUGGGCAUGUCUGCAAGGGCCAGGACCUGGAGGCCUUGGUAAACGGAACCUGGGGAGACCUGGUGCCCCUGGCUGCCGGGCACCACCACACGCUGGUUGUCUCCAACUUAGGCCAAAUCUGGGCAGCAGGCUAUAACAACGACGGCCAGCUGGGCACCGGUGGCACUGUUGAGCAACAUGCCUUUCUGCAGGUAGCAUUUGAUGGCAAGAAGUUCGUGGCCGUCGCCGCUGGAGUGUCUCACAGCGCUGCGAUCACGGACUCUGGCGAGCUGUGGACAUGGGGCCGGAAUUCUGAAGGCCAGCUUGGCAUUGGAGACACCACGAAUCGCCAUACCCCAGCGAAGGUGAGCGUGAACGGGCAGAAGAUCGUGGCCGUGGCUGCUGGAUUUUGGCACACCUCUGCCAUCACGGACUCUGGGGCAGCAAUGACAAUGGCCAGCUUGGCAUUGGUGAACGUGAACGGCCAGAAGAUUGUGGCCGUGGCUGCUGGAACUGCUUACACCGGUGCCAUCACGGACUCUGGCGAGCUGUGGACCUGGGGAAAGAAUCAUCUUGGCCAGCUUGGUGUUGGUGACACCAAGGAUCGCCAUACCCCAGACAAGGUGAGCGUGAACGGGAAGAAGAUCGUGGCCAUGGCUGCUGGAGCAUACCACACCGCUGCGAUCACGGACUCUGGCGAGCUGUGGACCUGGGGCCACAAUGCUCAUGGCCGGCUUGGCAUUGUGGGCACCAAGGAUCGCCAUGCCCCGGUCAAGAUGAGCAUGAACGGCCAGAAGAUGGUGGCCGUGGCUGCUAGAGGAUCCCACACCGCUGCGAUCACGGACUCUGGCGAGCUGUGGACCUGGGGACACAACAGCUAUGGCCAGCUUGGCGUUGGGGACACGACACAUCGCCAUUUCCCAGGCAAGGUGAGCGUGAACGGCCAGAAGAUGGUGGCCGUGGCUGCUGGAGGUGUUCAGACAGCUGCGAUCACGGACUCUGGCGUUCUGUGGACCUGGGGCGACAAUGGUCAUGGCCGGCUUGGCAUUGGGGACACGACAAAUCGCCAUUCGCCGGUAAAGGCGGCGUUGCCGGUCAAGAUCGGCGAGAUGCAUGACUCUCCGUGCUGGUCUCUCGAGGGCCGGGCGUCAAGUGUGCUUGGCGAAGCCUUCCUGGCUGCAACGUGGGGUUCUAAGAUUCCGCAGCUCCGUCGGUGCAGUGCGUUGCGUGGCCAGCUUGCCACUUUCCAGCAGGAGUGCCGCGUGCAGGUGGGCGCUUGGGAGGCAACACCGUGCCCAGCGGGCUAUUUCUGCGCAGCGGAGCGGGUCGCACCCUGCGCAGCUGGUCUGUUGGAAGAUGGAGGCGAGGGACCGAGUGAUACUCCUCAAGUAAAGGAUUUUCGAGCCUCUGGGAAUCGCGGAGCUACAGAUCUGAGGUGGUGGGACACUGCGUUGGACUUCCGUGGUACAGAAGCUCGCGGCAUUUGGCGCGGAUUAACGAUCGUCUCAGCCUUGGCUGCAGGCUCUUUUCUUUUCGGCAUCCGCAUGCGUGGGAAUAGCCAGGUGACCCAGUAUGACCAUUCUGGGCGGAAAGUUCUAAAGAUUCGCUCACCCAACAUCUCCAUCCACGAU
Symbiodinium necroappetens is the source of this 1679-nucleotide messenger RNA. Lineage: Eukaryota; Dinophyceae; Suessiales; Symbiodiniaceae. The record is from the annotation of a GenBank genome assembly.